AUGUCCGUGUUCACCAAGGAGGCCUUCCAGAUGUCGGCGAUGCCGACCCCCGCUUCGUCGGCGCCUACGUCCAACGCGCCUUCGCGCCGCGGCUCGUUUGCGCACUCCGCCACGCCGCACAUUGUCGAGAUCAACGUCGAGUCGGUCCUCUUCGACAUGGACGGCACGCUCAUCAACUCGUCCCCCGCCGUCGUCAAGGCCUGGGAGCUCAUGGCCGAGUCGUACCCCCUCGACCUCGAGGACAUCCUCCACUCGGCCCACGGCAUGCGCACCAUCGACGCCCUCCGCAAGUGGUGCAACAUCCCCGAGGACAAGCUGCCCGCCGAGGUCGUCCGCUUCGAGACCGCCAUCCUCACCAACGCCGAGGAGAUUGGCGCCCGCACCGGCAAGUCGGGCAUCGAGGUCCUCCCCGGCGUUGAGCGCCUCCUCAACGACCUCUCGGCCGCCAACGACCAGCGCAACGGCGAGGAGAAGUGGGCCAUCUGUACCUCGUCCACCUACUUCUACGCCGGCAAGGCCAUCCCCAUCGCCGGCCUGACCACCCCCAAGGUGUUUGUCACCGCCGACGACGUCAAGCGCGGCAAGCCCUUCCCCGACCCGUACCUCCUCGGCGCGGAGGGCUGCAACGCCUCGCCGUUCGAGUCGCUCGUUGUCGAGGACGCACCCACCGGUAUCCGCGCAGGCAAGGCUGCCGGCUGCCGCGUGCUCGCGACGUGCACUAGCCACUCGGCCGCCGACCUCGAGAAGGAGCGCCCCGACUUCCUCGUCGAGGACCUCUCGCACGUCAAGGCGAGCUGGGACGCCGCGAGUCAGACCUUCAAGCUGGUGAUUGAGCAGCCUGUUGGCCGCCAGGAGCCCCGCGCGACGCCCGACUCGACCCCGCUCGUCACCCCCGCCGGCUCGCGCGCCGCCUCGUUCUCGGGCGACCGCCAGCACAUCGCCGCCGGCAUCAAGCCCACCGGCGAGCUUACGGGCAACGACAGCGUCGUCGGCAGCCCGGUCCCUUCGCGCCCUGGAUCCCCCCACCCCAACGACAAGGAGCGCACCGCGUCCCAGGGCGCCGCGGCCAGCGUCACCCUCGACGCGUUCAAGCGCGCGCUGGCGGGCAACGCCCUCCGCAACGGCGAGCUGUCUGCCGCCGAGUAG
Molecule: messenger RNA, 1146 nt
Organism: Vanrija pseudolonga
Lineage: Eukaryota; Fungi; Basidiomycota; Tremellomycetes; Trichosporonales; Trichosporonaceae
Product: Hexitol phosphatase A
Exons: 1
Coding region: 1-1146 (381 amino acids)
Molecular function (GO): sugar-phosphatase activity; beta-phosphoglucomutase activity
Source: RefSeq, a predicted model, not a curated record